Messenger RNA from Porites evermanni, 6551 nucleotides. The record is from the annotation of a GenBank genome assembly. NCBI's taxonomy places the organism in Eukaryota, Metazoa, Cnidaria, Anthozoa, Scleractinia, Poritidae.
CUAAAUUAUUACUCACUGUUUUUUUUACAUAUAAUUUCAGUUAUCGUGACCAACACUGAUAUAGUCAUGUCGGAAUCAGCUGAAAUUGCUGUGACAGUUGUAACGUCAGUGCUUAUCAUCACAAGUAUCGUAGGAAACUCUCUUGUUUGUGCCGUUAUUAAGAAGAAUCGAGACAUGAGGUAGAGAACUAUUCAGCAAUGACACCACAUACUCCCUUCAACCACUUGAUGCCAAACAAUUUUUUUACUAUGAAUGUAUCUUGCAGAAUUUACCAUCAAUGCCAUCAAUGAGCCCAAUUGCCAAUUUUUCGCGCGACGAUAAGGCACCUUGUUUACCCCAAAAAAUUUUACCUGACCAUUUUUUCCAAUUAAUGAUAAAUUUAAAUGACCGUUUUCACCGAUGCACACAAUUUUUUUUGUGGAGAGGGGUAAACAAGGUGCAUUAUGGCCUCAGUAGAAAUGGUGAAUUGAUUAUUGAGAAAAGCAACGUAUUGUGAAACUCACAAAACCCUGAACACCAGAAAUAUUUAUGGAAUGCUAUUGUGUUGCGAGAAAUAAGCCAAUAAGGCACGAGAUAACUAAACCGCAAACAGCAACAGUCAUUUAUUUGUGGUUUUGAGGUUUGCUUGCGUAUCCUUAACUUUAUUGUGAUUGGCCAGUACAGGUCAGUACACAAUCAACAUCCCUGAAAUUUUUCAGGUGUUUACGGUUUUCUGAGUGUGACAGUAACGUAAUUACAUCACUGUAUUCAAGUUUUGAUAAAUCUGUAAUUUCUUUUCGCCGUUUGUCGGUAAGGAAUAAUUCCUGAAGUAUGACAUGGUAUGCCAUACUUACGUACAUACAUAUACCAUAUUUAUCCUCGAAUUCAGAGUAGUUAAAUAUAAGCUAUAAUUUUCGAGUUACAAGUAUAGUUCCAAAUAUCACUAAAAGUUUGAAAUUAUAAUGUCGCCUGUCACAAUACGUUGCGUUUUUUCAUCAUUUGUUUUCACAGAAAUCCCAUAGAUUAUCUACUGGUGAACCUUGCAGUGGCGGAUAUCAUCUAUACAACAUUUAGUUUACCAGGCAUUGUGUUAACACACACUAACAGUCACCCAGGGGGAGUGACGGGCAAGGUGUUGUGCAUAGUACUGACAAAGGGAAUCUUUGCGUGGGUUGGGGCUUUUUCUUCAGUAUUAACUCUAAAUGCCAUUGCCAUAGAACGCUACCUAAGCGUUAUACAACCCCUCGGCAGCAAAGCAAAUCUUACCAUGCGCAGACUAAAGGUAAGUUGAACUUCCAAAACCUUGCAGCACCUAGCUAGUGUAAUAUCAUUGAUAGGCGAAUCAGUUUUUUUACAUUUUUGCUCCAUAAACAUAUCCUUAUGAUUAAUCUGAGCUCGAUAUACCAAAUACGUUUUGAAGACACUUUCAAAAAAUGUAUGAGCUCUUUGCUCCCAGCAAUUUCGCAGCUUUUGAUUCCUGAUAUUCCUCUGUUAUUGAUUACAAAGAACUGAAAAUUGCUCAAAUUGCUCCAAUAAAGUAGCUCUUUUAACCUUUGAACUAAAGUUGUGAAUACGACUUUAUUCGGGAAUAAAGGUUUCAUCAAUUAAUCUUUAGCAAGGGGCUGUAAAAAUUUAAGAAGCUGAGGAAGAAUUUGAAGAAUCUCAUGAUCAAAGCAUCGUUUAACGAGACAUCUUUUUAGAUUAGCUUUAGAUUAAAACAUAAAAUUAAAACAUAUCUUUUUACAUUAAAACUUAUUUAGAUUGGCUUUUAAGUAGUUUUAACUUGAUUUUAUUCUCAUUCUAUUUGCGUUCGAGGUACGAGAACGCAACCCCUAAUUUGUGUUGGGUGUUCUGUGCAUCAUUGGGCGUCCUGUGCAAAUAAUAGGAGAGAUUUUUUUGAGAUUGCAUUCGUCUUCGUCGUCGACACACAUUUGCCUCGCUUUGAGGCGCUUGGUUACGUUUUGCCUCACUUUAAGGCGCCAACUCACGUGGUGAUUCGUGUGUCCUUGGCGUUCAUCUUUCAAACGUUUGCUGAGGUCUGCUAUUCUGUCUUCGUAAAUCGUUCAUCUUUUAAAAGGGUGGUAAAUCUUCGUAAAGUAUACAUAUUUAAGAGUUUGCUGAAGGCCUACUGUCGAUCUGUGUUUAAUGAAUCUUCCAAAGCGUUCAUCUUUCAAAAGUGUACUGAAAGUUUACACCUUGAGUAAAAUUUUACUUUGGAUUAGGCCUUCUUAUUUUUCUUUGGAAAAUGCGUGCUACUUCUGGUGCAUGCAUCAAACCGGGUUGUUUAGCUCGGCGUCCGUUGUGCCACAAAGUAAAUUUACCGGCGAGUCGUGAAGCUCAGCGUCUGUUGUGCCACAAAGUAAAUCUACUGAGUUGUGUAGCUAGGCGGCCGUANAAAACUAAAACAUAUCUUUUUACAUUAAAACUUAUUUAGAUAGGCUUUUAAGUAGUUUUAACUUGAUUUUAUUCUCAUUCUAUCUGCGUUCGAGGUACGAGAACGCAACCCCUAAUUUGUGUUGGGUGUUCUGUGCAUUAUUGGGCGUCCUGUGCAAAUAAUAGGAGAGGUUUUUUUGAGAUUGCAUUCGUCGUCGUCGUCGACACACAUUUGCCUCGCUUUGAGGCGCUUGGUUACGUUUUGCCUCACUUUGACGCGCCAACUCACGUGGUGAUUCGUGUGUCCUCGGCGUUCAUCUUUCAAACGUUUGCUGAGGUCUGCUAUUCUGUCUUCGUAAAUCGUUCAUCUUUUAAAAGGGUGCUAAAUCUUCGUAAAGUAUACAUAUUUAAGAGUUUGCUGAAGGCCUAAUGUCGAUCUGUGUUUAAUGAAUCUUCCAAAGCGUUCAUCUUUCAAACGUGUACUGAAAGUUUACACCUUGAGUAAAAUUUUACUUUGGAUUAAGCCUUCAUAUUUUUCUUUGGAAAAUGCGUGCUAGUUCUGGCGCAUGCAUCAAACCGGGUUGUUUAGCUCGGCGUCCGUUGUGCCACAAAGUAAAUUUACCGGCGAGUCGUGAAGCUCAGCGUCUGUUGUGCCACAAAGUAAAUCUACUGAGUUGUGUAGCUAGGCGGCCGUAGUGCCACAGAGUAAAUCUACCGAGUUGUGUAGCUCGGCGGCCGUUAUUCCACAAAGCAAAUCUACCGAGAUGUGAAGCUCGGCAGCGGCCGUUAUUCCACAAAGUAAAUCUACCGAGAUGUGAAGCUCGGCAGCGGCCGUUAUUCCACAAAGUAAAUGUACCGAGGUGUGAAGCUCGGCGGCACCAUUUCAUCACAACUUGUGAUAUUUUCGGCACUGGAGAAACGAACAUUUUAGCUCUAUGUUAUUUAUUCGCAAAAACGUGACCAGCCCACAGUAGCGCCACUCAAGCCACUGAAAUCAAUACACUCGACCAAAUUACUGGAAAAGUUAUUGAAGUGAGCCGCACACACAUGCCACUGAAGGUUUUGAUGAUUCCCUUGAAACGUGUAAAAUUGAGAGGUGUUGUGUAAGUGAACUAGUGUUCAAACGCAUCAUUGUGCCCUUGCAUUCACCGCAAAAAUGUGGUCUUGGGUCGUUCUUUAAUAUCAUCACAACUGAUCACAAGUUAAGAGGCCGAAGCACCCUGGCCAGUGUCUCCUCAAAUAACAAGCACUUGAGACGAACCGUACGAUAUCACUCUGAUCCCUCACUAGCCUUCAAAACCUUUUCAUAACCGUACACAGUUUAAAUCGAGUUAAAUCGAGUUAGUUCAGUUAAAUCGAGGUUUCUCUGUACGCAACCCUUACGUUCAAAAUAUGCCAUAAUCAUAGUUAUCUAUUGUAAGGACCAUCCACCCUUUCCCCUCAACUGCUACCUGUACGCCUAGCAAACAUAUCGAACGCAUUCUCCUAAUCUCCGAUUACUCCUAGUUUAUUUAUGUAUUUUUAUCAGCAUUUUUACUCUCAAUCGGUGUCAUCUUUCAUAGUCGAUAUCACAGAUAUAUUUUAUAAAUUUUAAUUAGAUCUAAUUAGCAUGACCGUAAAGCGCUUUCGAUCAUUUAUACAUGUAUGUUAAAAGGUGCUAUAGUAAAUUUAUAAUUUAUUAUUAUCAUUAUAACUACUAUCAUUAUUAUAAUGAGUAGAAAUUACAGAUGUGUGAAAUUUUUCUCCGACGAAUGCUCCACGCUCUUAGACAUGAUGAAUGACAUUUGCAUUGACAAAAAGCAGCAACUUUAUAUAAUCAAUUAAGAAAAUGAUAAACAUAGUCAUUAGAGCAACAUACUACAUCUUUUGUUGUAGAAAUGGGAAUAGGGACAGCCCGGACUUAAUGCAAUUGAUUUUCUUUUCUUUUCUUUUUAUUUAACAAUUCGAUCUCAAGCAGCAUUUGUAAAUUGCCUAUACGUAGCGAGAUUUACAAUAAUUAUUGUACAUAAAGUUUCCAUCAUUAUUAUUAUUUAUGGAUUUGCUGAUGCAACAAGAUGUACUGAAGUAAAUCACUGUUCGGUAUCUAUGAAUAAGUAGUACAAUAGUGCAGCACUUCUCAGUGACGUCGAUUUGACAUUUCUUACCCGAAAAAAUUUCAUUUCACAAACUUGAGAAUUUGUUACAUGAAUUAGUGAUUUUUCCACUGUGAGAGAAAAACAUUUUUAUUCUACCAAUUGUCCUAGCACAAGCAGACUCAAAAAUGAAAUAAAAUGCCAUGCUCAAAACUGCCCAAAGAAGUUCAAUUUAGCUUAGUGUUGUUUCCAUUUUGCAUUACUAGAUUAUUAUUCCCAGUUUUUGGUUCUUUUCAUUGAUUUUGGAAAUCCCGCCAGCAACAAACAUGGCAUUAGACAAGAGUUUCGAUCCAAAGUUCUGCCCCAAGACGCGGCUUCACUACAAGACAUGGAUACAACAUGGUUACGUAUUCUUGUGGUUUACGAUGGUUGUCAUUUCCAUUGCGGUGAUGAUUGGGUUAUAUUCCAGAGUCGUGUUCACUUUGUGGGCCAGGUGCAACAACGAUGAACUCACACAUCGACAGAGGGUAUUUCAUUUAACAAGUUAAAAAGUUAUACCGUGGACGUUCGCCUAGUACUGUACAAAUUUUCGACCGGUUGAAAAUUCGUGCGUUUAGGGGUUUAGUUCACAGGGAGCCUCCGUAAAGACAUUUAGACUCCCAACCGUUCAAUAAGUUGAUCGUCAAAAUCGAGUUCAAAUUUUGAGCCGGUACGAUCGAAAAAUUGAUCAGCGUGGUGUGAACACAUUGACCCCCUAAAGGCGUGGUUGCAUGAAUGCUUGGUAACUUAGUUGGAAGACGCCAUUUUGGAUUGGUUUAAGUUGUGCUCUGCGCAAGGAGAGAUGGUUACAAUGGUUAAAACGCUGAAAAAGGUAAAAUUCAACCUGGUUCGUGAGGGGAAAUAUUGAACGGUUCUAUGUGAACGAAAUGCCCGAUCAAAUUUUUUCAGCCGGUCGAACUUUCGUCCGGUACCGUGUGAACGUAACUUUAAAGCUUUUUAAAAUUCUGACGAGAUUUUUUUCUCAAUUUUACUCAAUUUUCGGUCUUCCUUCUGAUUUUAUUUCUUUCUUAACAACUUCAUUUUACUUCGUUAAUGAUAACACUAACGGUGGCUCACUUGCAUUUUUCAAGGAAAAUAACUCCCAAGUUUGAGCACGUCGCUGUUAUCAAAGAUAUAGGAAACGACCAUCACACCUUAAUCAGACAAAACAAAAAAAAUUUUUACAAUGGAACCUCGAUUUAACGGACGGCCAAGGGACUGACAAAAUUUGUUAGUUAUGACGAGGAUCUGCAUGAAACACUGGGAAAGCUUUAUGACCUCUAAUAAAUGAUAGACUCAGAGAGGCAAAAGUAAGAUUUAGUCAGAUUUUAGAAUACUCCCAGCACUGCAUAACCUUAGCGAAGGUGGCGUGGGAGGCUACUUCAAUGCAUGCAUGCUCAAGUCCCUCCCAGUGUCGUUAAAUAAGCCUGCAAGCAAAAUAAGGGUAACGUCAUUACAUUACUGUGGCAACUGCGAAGUCAACGUAACACUAUUAAGAGCAAACUUUUAUCUUUACCUAAUAUAGCUGUGGUGAUUACUUUUCCAAAUCUUUUUAAUGGCGACGUAGUUAAUACUUAAACUUGGACGUAUUGCCCGUGAAAGUCUAGUCGAGCCAACAUAACUUAAGUAGUUUUUUUGCUGAACUGUUAAAGCAAUCCCAAUAAGGGAAUGGCCCUUUGACCGACGACAAAAUGUUUUUUGCUCCAGCAAACUUUAAAAUAACCUGCAAUGGUUUUGUACUUUUUCAAACAGGGAGUGUUAAAGGUGCGAAAGCGAGUGACCUUAAUGAUUGUAACUGUCAGUGCCAUAUUUGGUAUCACUUGGCUCCCAGAUGUAAUUCUACACGUCCUCGAACAAACAACUAGCCUCAAGUUCAGUCCCGCCAUAUUUGCUGUCGUUCACACCAUCAUCAUGUUUAACUCCGCUAUCAAUCCAUUUGCAUACGCGUUAAUCAACCAGCGAUUUAGAGAAAAGAUGAAACGAUUGCUGUGCUAUAGUUCAAUUUUAUCGGAACUCAGAAGCUCCACAAAUUUGCAAUCACACAGCAUCGAGUUAAUGAACAGUAACAUCACUCAGCCACGGCCAUAG